Leishmania major strain Friedlin is the source of this 2460-nucleotide messenger RNA. RefSeq lists its product as hypothetical. The record is from RefSeq and is a predicted model, not a curated record. Lineage: Eukaryota; Euglenozoa; Kinetoplastea; Trypanosomatida; Trypanosomatidae. The coding region runs from base 1 to 2460 and encodes 819 amino acids. The transcript has a single exon.
AUGCCCUGCAUGUGUCUCACGCGCUACGGUACUGGCGCCAGCGAAGCGACAACUUUGCAGCGGGGUCGCGUUUCGCCUGUGCGCGUCUCUCUCAAAGACGUCAUUCGCCACAUCUCGCACACACGCACACACGCACAUACAUUACGCCUACAUUCACGCACAGAAGCAGGCGGUAAGCACGAGAAGGGAGACAACAUAGCGUCCCCACCCAUUCCUCUCCAUUUUAUUGGAGUGCGCAUCACGCAGGCUCAUUCGCUUACUGCUCUCUUUUCUCUGCCUCUUGUGUCUGUUUUCGGGUCACUUCCGUGUACAUGUACGGUAAACUCUUGUAUCUCUAGAACCUUCCCUUGCGACAUUCCCCCACCCCUACCUCCUCCCUUCUCCCCAUUACACCCCUCUCUCUCUCUUUCUCUGCUUUCUGCUGUGCGUACAUGUGUAUGCCUAUUACGGACUGACACAAGACGUACACACCCAAACACACUCACACAAGACGUACACACACAAGUACAUAUAUACACACAUAUAUACGCGAGCAUCGGCAAACCCUUUUGCACAUCGAAGCGUUUGCUAGUGUUUGCUCUCUCUCUCGUGUGUGUGUGUGUGUGUGUGUGUGUGUGUGCGUUGGUGCGCGAGCGCGACGGCUUCUCUGUAUCUGGCUUCCUUUUCUCGAUUUACUUCCUGUGCGCCCCCCGCAACGGAGUCCACCCGUCUUAUCGUUUCCGGUUUCUCUGCUUUCCGGCAUCUCUGCUGCCCCCCUCCCCUACCCCCCUCCCGAAGGAGUACACGUGGUUUGUUUUAUGCCUUGUGCUUUCACUUUGGUCGCGUGACGACGACAACGAAAGUGCGGCCGCGCCCUCGAAAGCGCAAGCGCAAUUAAUGAUUCCCGGAGGUGCGGGCAGCGGCUUAGAGCCUGCGCACCCCAGAGGUGGACUGGCACACCCGUACAUGGACUCCGUGCCCACUAGCAGCGUACCCGGAAUGUUCUCUUCGUAUACUGGCAGGUCGACUUUUAGCGCAGGCAUCGGGGAGGGCGGCAUCGCCGGCGGCCGCGGAGGUGCGCGAGCUGCUUCGGCAGAAAGCUCUCCUUCAGAGGGCGAGGCUUUCACCAAGGAGGAUCGGAUGCUGCUUCGGCUGCUCUACCACCAGCAGCAAGCCAUCCAGGUGCAGCUUAACACCAUGACGGAGUGGAUGCAGCAAGUGAACUAUCGCAUCGCAUCCCUCGAACGGCUCUCCCGCCACACACGCCCCGUCACGGCUGUCGGGGCAACCUCUAGCCUCACCGCGAGCGCGGCACCGCUACCGUCCCGUAGCACCUCCGCGGCGGAGGGCUACGGCACCUUGGCAGGCCAAAUCCAAGGCGCACCGCUCUACUCGUCUUCCCCGGCGCUUAGCGCGAGAGACGCACCUCGGCCGCAGACAGGCUCUGCGCCGGCGAGCGUCUACAGCGGGCAAGGCCUUCAUCAGCGCGCUACCUCAAGUGCGCCGCCCUUGUCGAGCGUCCAGGAGAGUUCCCGUGCCUGCACCCCGCCAUCUGAGCAGACGAGGCACCAGACCGGCGGGGCGGGCGGUGGCAGCGCCGUACCCAGCACGACUCGCUCUUUCGAGUCCGCCAUGGCGCAGCCCUGGGACCCGCACAACACUUCUCUGCAAUCUGCUAGUGGUGCGGGGGUUCACAGCCGCACCUCCUCGCACACGAGCGCGCUGGGCCGUCGCGCGAACCCUCUUUUGAGCUCGUCCACCACCAUGAACAAGCUGCCCACGUCGACCUCGCGGCCGAACUGGGGUGACCCCAAGCAACUCUCACGGCUGGACGCAUCUGUACCGAGCGGCACGGCGCAAACAUCAUUAUCGAGCGGCCUAACCUCACUCGACACACAACAGCCGCCGCCAUCCCAGCAGCAGCAGCAGAGUCGCCAGCCGCCCGUCGUCAGCCCACCUACCGCGGCAGCGGUCCCGUACGCAUCGUCUCCUCUGUACACGUCAGCCGACGCCGUCGUUCCGCCGUACCGCCGGAUGCCCCCAGAGCCGACGACACGUCGACCCCAUAGUCGAGCUGCAGCCGCGGUCACAGCUUCCCCCUCCACGGUCAGUUGCGCACCUCCUGUCUUCAGUGGCACCGUGGACGCAUCACUCGCCGCGUCUGGCCGGGAGGGGACGCUCCCGCCUGCGAAGAGCAGCAGUAUGGCGACGAGCAGCAACCACGGCGACGCACGAGGGCGCGCCGCCACCGAGACUACGGCUGUGGAGGGGUCGCGGGAGGUCAGGGCGACUUACAGCGCCGCCGCGGUUAGCCCUGAAAAUCCGCGCGCGGCCACCGAUCCCGCAGGUGGGGCCGGUCGAGCUGCUCGCCCGCAUGAUGGGGGGACGCGCUUGCCCUCCGCGUCGAACGACGACUCGCUCAGCGAUGGUUAUGGCAGCUAUGAGUCUCGUAUGUACAUGAAGAAUUUGGGGCUGUUGUGA